Messenger RNA from Rosa rugosa (rugosa rose), 1515 nucleotides. RefSeq names its product GEM-like protein 5. The transcript has 2 exons. The record is from RefSeq and is a predicted model, not a curated record. NCBI's taxonomy places the organism in Eukaryota, Viridiplantae, Streptophyta, Magnoliopsida, Rosales, Rosaceae. Bases 200 to 1342 code for a protein of 380 amino acids.
GAUCUAAACAAAUCAAUUUGAUCCAAACAAAUCAAUAUAUAAAACUGAUUUGUUUCUAGAAAGUCAUGAAAGGAGCACCGGCGUUUGCCCUUUGUUAUUAACAUAAAUAAGGUCGCUCACAACCAUUCAAACCAAACUCAUCCAUUCUAACUUGUUUGUUUUCCGAUUUCCUUUACAGACGUACACAUUUUCAGGCAAGAUGAACAACAGCAACCAAGAAUCUCAACCACAACCACCUAUGUACCCCUCCAUUCCUCCUCCUCUCACAGCACACGAAGCAAACCCUUUUCUUCAAUCUCAUCCUACUCCCGCCCCAGAAGAUAUCAAUCCAUUUUCUCAAACCACUUCCCCACCAGAAGCCCCAAAACCUCAAACCCCCUCCAUUACUGCCGACCACUUAGAAAAAUGGCAACCUGCUCCUCAUGAUCAUCAAGAUAUUCCAUCAUCUUCAUCUGAGCAAGUACCAGUAGCAGCAGCACCACCACCCACCUUUGACAGCGAAGAUCUCAAAGCCAAGGCCGCGGCGGAGGCAGAGCCUGAGAAAUGGGGCACUCACGUCAUGGGACACCCGGCUGUCCCAACUUGCCACCCGGACAACAAAAAGGCAGCUCUAUGGGGAGUUGCCGCCGAUGGUACAGAAAAAGCUCAGAGCUUCCACUAUCCGUACCUCCAGUACCAACCCGUUGAUCACAACAAGAAGGCCAGCAGCUCCAGCAAUCCCACUCAAUCUAUGCUCAAUGUCUUCAACUCCUGGAGCCACAAAGCCGAGUCCAUGGCCAACAACAUCUGGCACAACCUUAAAACAGGGACAUCUGUGUCCGGAGCAGCGUGGGCGAAGAUGAACCUGCAGGCGAAAGCAUUAACAGGAGGUGGAUUUGAGGCUAUCUACAAGCAGACAUUUGCGACUUAUCCCAACGAGAAGCUCCACAAAUCAUUCGCCUGUUAUCUCUCCACAUCCACCGGACCAGUCGCCGGAACUCUUUACCUGUCCAAUAUUCACACAGCUUUUUGCAGCGACCGGCCAUUGUCAUUCACUGCACCUUCCGGUCAGGUGACUUGGAGCUAUUACAAGGUUAUGGUGCCGCUGGCAAAUGUUGCGACUAUCAAUCCAGUGGUGAUGAGGGAGAACCCGACUGAGAAGUACCUCCAGAUUGUGACCAUUGACGGCCAUGAUUUCUGGUUCAUGGGGUUUGUUAAUUAUGAAAAAGCAUCCAAACAUCUUUCUCAGAGUAUCUCCACUUUCGUAGCGUCUGGAUUUGCAGUCCAACCUCCCCCAUAUGAAAAGCAUGCUGGCGCUGAACAUGAUCAUGAUCAUGAUCUCAAGAAGGGGGGUGACAAGUAGUGCUAGUCUAGUUCAUUGUCAUUUGCCUGUGUUUUAUCUACUGCUGAAUUUGAGUUCUCUGCGUUCGAGCUCGUUUACAUACAAUAAGAGCAUAUAUGGAUUCAUUGAUUGUAUUAUUACUAUUGCUUGUUUCAAUUUCUUUCCAUCAAGAAAUACAUGUUGCAACUUCUCUA